AUGGCUCUGCGAGCACCCGGCGCCCUCGCCGAGCCCGGGGACCUACGCAAGAGCGUGGUGAAGGUCUUCGUCAGAUCUGCACACGCAAACUGGACCUCUCCGUGGCAGACCCAGUCACAGACCUCUUCAACCGGAUCUGGCUUCUGCAUCGAUGCGUCCCGUCAGCAGGUGCUGACCAAUGCCCACGUCGUCAGCCACGCGGUGGUCGUGCGUGUGCGCCGCUAUGGGCAGGCCGUCAGCUACCCUGCCAGUGUACUUUGUUCGUCUCCGCAAUGCGACCUUGCCGUGCUGGAGGUCACUGACUCUGGCUUCUGGGAGGGCCUUGGCGCCAUCGAGCUCUCCGAAGAGAUCCCACCCCUCGAUGCCGAUGUUCUCACCGUGGGAUAUCCUAUGGGGGGCGAGAACAUCUGCGUGACGCGGGGCGUGGUGUCACGCAUCGACCUGAUGGACUACACCUUCUCUCCCAUAGGCGGUGAGCGGCAGCUGGUGAUCCAGGUCGACGCGGCAAUCAAUCCUGGAAACUCCGGAGGCCCGGUGCUGGAUGCGCAGGGCAGGGCCGUCGGCGUUGCAUUCGCCGGGCUGCGUGCCAGCGCCAACAUCGGCUACGUGAUUCCCGGUGCCGUGGUGCAUUUCUUCCUUCGCAGCCUUCGUGGGACGCCCGUGGGCUUGGCAAAGGGCCUCUGCUCCCUCGGCGUUCGCCUUCAGCACGCCAAGUCGCCGGCGCUUCGGCGCCUCAGGGGCCUGGAGGAGGCUCGAGGUGACGGGGUGCUGGUGACCGACGUUGCACCGCUGUCUCCUGCCGCGGAUGCAGGUAUCCAGGUUGGGGACGUGCUCCUGGCUGUAGACGGCGUUCCUGUGGCGGAGGAUGGCACCGUUCCCUUCCGCGAAAUGGAGCGGAUCGGGUUCGAGUUUCUGAUCACUCGGAAAGUGGUCGGCGAGACCAUGAGAGUGCAGCUCCUCACUGGCGGCAAGGACGGCCAAGCCAUCGCCGUGCCAGCCGAGUUGGAGCUGAAAGCCGAUUAUGUCGAGAAGCUCGUUCCCAGAAGGGACGGUGGCGACGCGCAGCCCUCGUAUCUCAUCGUGGGAGGCUUGGUCUUUGUUCGGCUCACGCUCCCUUGGAUGCUGUCGCGCUUCCGGGAGGUGCGGAAGGCGCCUCCCGAGCUCCAGGCGAAGCUUUGGGAGCACAAGACCUCUCCAAAGCAGGAGGUCGUCGUCUUGGCCAAAGUGCUGGCGGCAGAGGUGAACUAUGGUUACGAGGACUUUCAGUGCCUGGAGCUUCUCAGCUUCGGAAGUUACUCAGAUCCGGGAGCCGAGGGUCCGAGCCAGACUGCCGAGAGCUUAAAGCAGCUGUACAAGUACACAAGUUCAAUGCUAGGCUCCAAGACAUCUGAGCCCGCGGCCUUCCUUCGUUUUGAGUUCAACGGCGUGGAAAUCGUCCUGGAUGUGGAGCAGUGCCGCCGCUCGGGCGCUGGCAUCUUGCGCCAACAUGGCAUCGCCAGAGAUUGCUCACACGACUUGCUGGACGACCCUGUGCUCAGCCGCCUCUGA
Messenger RNA from Symbiodinium sp. CCMP2456, 1548 nucleotides. Lineage: Eukaryota; Dinophyceae; Suessiales; Symbiodiniaceae. The record is from the annotation of a GenBank genome assembly.